This is a messenger RNA of Desarmillaria tabescens, 1563 nucleotides long. RefSeq lists its product as uncharacterized. Bases 428 to 1483 code for a protein of 351 amino acids. The transcript is spliced from 9 exons. The record is from RefSeq and is a predicted model, not a curated record. Lineage: Eukaryota; Fungi; Basidiomycota; Agaricomycetes; Agaricales; Physalacriaceae.
UCCCACCAACGCCGACUCUGAAUCCCUCUCACCCUGUGGCUUAUAUUUUGCUGUCUGUUUUCUCCGCAUGGCUUAUUUGGAUCUCCUAUGUUCUCUUAAUUCAGAAUCUAGUCAGGAGGCUGAAAGUCUGCUCGAGUCUGACGGGCUCAAAAUUUGCAUCACCCUUUGAGUACCAUUUAAAAUUUUCUCUUCGCUGCUUUGAUGGCAGAUAUUUAUGGUAUACUAAAGCUGAGGUGCUGAAGCUAGAAUGUACUCCUAUGGCUUGACCAAUUCUUCACAGGAGGUCGAUCAAGGACCGACUUUGCUCCGUACUUCAGGGCCCCCCCUAUGCAACAAAUAACUUAUAAUGCAGUUCGUGAGGCUUGAUCUUUCUUUGCUUUGGUCCAACUCUCUUCUGUACGAAUUCAUUCCCUUAUCCUCGGCAGAAAUGACUAACCCGGCCGAAGUCGCCCACGGGCCAAUGCUCAUAGGCCUAAUGAUCAAUACCACGCUGUUUGGAGUAGCAAUAGCGCAGGUGUAUAUCUACAUGACGACGUAUCAAAAAAGGGACAGGCUGUGGAUGAAAGCCUUCGUUGUCUUCUUAUUCCUGACCAACUUAAUCAAUUCUAUCCUUCUCAUGGCGUACGUAUACAUCGCGCUGAUCAAACAUUUUGAUGACGUUCCUUACCUGUCCAACGCAACCUGGCUUUUCGCCACCGACCCUGCCUUGACGGGCAUCAUCGCUGGCGCUGUACAGCUAUUCUUCGCGUGGCGCGUGAAAGUUCUCACAUCGAACUGGUAUCUCGGCUCUCUCGUUGCUGUCCUAGCCCUAGCUGGGACCGGCGCCUCCAUCGCAGCCGCCGUUGAGUCCGUGGCCGUCGGUACUUUCACAAAGUUCCAAGAAUUCCAGUCGGUUGUGAUCGUAUGGCUCGUCUCUGCGUGCGUGGGGGAUUUCACCAUCACUGCUAUCUUGGUGUGGUAUCUGAGAAAGCACAAAACGGGUUUCCAAGGCUCGGAUGAAUUGGUCGAUAGGAUUAUCAGAGCGACGGUCCAAACCGGAUUGAUCACAAGUAUCAUAGCCAUCAUUGAUUUGAUUGUCUACUUGGUCGAUCCGUCGGGCUUGCAUAUAUUGUUCAACUUAAUGCUCGGGAAACUGUACACUAACACGCUCAUGAGCUCGCUCAACUCUCGUUCUGGAUGGUCGUACUCGAACUCGAACCAGGACUCUCAUUCACAAAGUGGGCUAGUUAGCACGUCGGGCGUCAUUGGGUCCGGGUCCAGAGGAAGGAAAGGGACCGGAACCAUUACGCGUCCUGAGGUCUUCGUACAUGUUGAACAGCACGAGCUGGGGGAUCUGCGCCCGCAGGGAAUUGUGACGCCGAGGUUCGUCAUCGAUGAUAUGAACAAGGGGCAGGAUGUGGGAGAUGAGAAUUCGCUGAAGAGAAGGGAGGAAGAGUCCGAGGUCUGGGAUGACGGUGCGAAGAAGAACGAUGCGAUUGUAUAGAGAUCGCAGAGAAAUACGAUGCGGUCAAAGAUGGGUAUUGUAGGCGCGGCUUCAAUUUCUUUCCUUUUGCAAGACAUUAA